UGUUAAUUGGGCGCCCAGAGUGCAGCUGCUAGGUAGAGCUAAACAGAUAUGUUAGCAGUCGGUUACCGGUGGAGAUGUGCUGUUAUUUGUGACCUGUUCUUGUAAGAUAGAAGACCUGGACAGUAGACGGAUAUGUUUUAAUAGUAUAAUUACGAGCAGCUUCUGUUCGUUUGCUUAUAAAUGCCAAAGUCGCCAUAAUUAAUCCAGUGUCUGGGUUUUGUCGGAGAGCGGAAUGAGUAAUUCGCUCUUCGGGGUCUUGCUGUCUGCCGUGAUUGCCUGGCAGACCAUGACGCUUGGAUCAGGCUGUGACGGAGUAGAAUGUGGGAAAAUAAAAUUGUCCGGGAAGUCUGUUCAGCAAGGCGAAUUCAGUCAUCAGUUUAAUGAGAUGAAUGCCCCAACUUCGGAACGUCAGCAUCGCGACUCGGGAACUGUAUUCCCUUUUAUCGGCCUCACAGGAAGUGCUAAACUGAGUCGCAACUGUUGUAAGAACGGAGGCACUUGCAUACUGGGGAGUUUCUGCGCCUGUCCAAAGCACUUCACCGGACGAAGCUGUGAAUACGACGAACGCGUCAGGCAUUGUGGAGUUAUACCUCAUGGAGAGUGGGUGCAAAAAGGCUGCUCGUAUUGCAGAUGUGGAUAUGGAGUGCUACACUGCUUUCCUGGGGUCUUUCAUGGUGACUGUGACGAGUCACCGGAAGUGCGUUGGUUUCGUUCAGAUGCUCCAAGAACGUCUCUGAGCAGUUGUCUCCUGUGUCUGGCAUUGCUUCUACUGUUGUUCUCUCGUUGAAGACUCCAGGACUCUUUUUUUUUAUUAUUGUUUUAUUCAGAAUAUAAAGGCUGACCACAAGUGAAGGAUCACUGUAAUAUAAAUAUAUGUAUACUUGUGUGGUUUUUUUUUUUUUUUUUUUUUUCCUUGUGAAAGGCAUCAAUUAUUGGCAGCACUGAAAUGAUUUUUCUUCCAGUGGAAGUGAAAUGUCUAGCUGUAUUCAAAACAACUGUUUUAAUGUGAAGGAGUUUGUAUAUAGGAUUUAUACACAAUAUAUUAUACUUGUGUUGCUGUGCAUUUUGCCAAUAGAGCUGUUUUUUUGUUUUGUUUUUUUCUCUCGCUUGUAUUUGUUUCAUAAUAAACAUAUCUCAGA
Molecule: messenger RNA, 1139 nt
Organism: Electrophorus electricus (electric eel)
Lineage: Eukaryota; Metazoa; Chordata; Actinopteri; Gymnotiformes; Gymnotidae
Gene: tdgf1
Product: teratocarcinoma-derived growth factor 1
Source: RefSeq, a predicted model, not a curated record